Molecule: messenger RNA, 282 nt
Organism: Ostertagia ostertagi
Lineage: Eukaryota; Metazoa; Nematoda; Chromadorea; Rhabditida; Trichostrongylidae
Source: the annotation of a GenBank genome assembly
AUGGUGAUGAGCCGGUUGAACAUGCUGGUGAUCCUUCUAAUUUUCGCUUACGUUGCAUAUGCGGCUCAACCAACUUCUUUGGAUGAAAAGGUCAAAGCGCUCCAAGACUUGCUGUAUCGGCAACCAGCGGUGCGAUUGAACAUGGAUCGCUGGAAGACAUUUGUGAGACAGCAACCCCGCAACUACAGUAUGUUUGUGAUGUUCACUGCACUAUCGCCAGGAGUGAACUGCCCCAUUUGCAAGCCGGCCUAUGACGAGUUCAUGAUUAUGGCAAACUCCUGA